Molecule: messenger RNA, 1009 nt
Organism: Gallus gallus (chicken)
Lineage: Eukaryota; Metazoa; Chordata; Aves; Galliformes; Phasianidae
Gene: TMEM207
Product: transmembrane protein 207
Exons: 5
Coding region: 162-596 (144 amino acids)
Source: RefSeq, a predicted model, not a curated record
AUGCAAACCCUGAGUUUGUUUCCUGGCUAGCGGUAAUUUCCAAAGGGUGUGAAGCCUUUGGGUAGUGUGCACUGUGACCAAAGGCACAAUGUGCAGAGAAGUUUUAGAAGCUCCACAUCACUGCUGCAAACAAAGCUCUUCCUGCAUCUCUCCGCUUAGUGAUGCAGAGACCCAGGGUUUGGUGUUUCACUUCAUGGAUCACGGAAGCCGGAGUUCUGUAUUUUAUCUUCUUCCAGCCAGCAGGCUCCCAGCCCGACUGUGAGCCUGGCGAGAGGUGCAUCAGGCAGAACGAUGAAAACUUUAGCAGCUGGUUCCUGACACUGUUUCUCCUGGCCCUGCUCCUGUCCUGCGGGAUCUGCUGCUGCCUGCAGUGCUGGCUGAAGCGGCGGAGCAGCCUCCAACCACGCACUCUGGCCGUCUUUGCGCUCAGCAGCUCGGAUGCUUUCUGUGCAAGUGAAGCCCCUCAGUGCCCGUUCUCCAGAUCUCCAAGCGCCUGCGUGAACGUGGAGAGGUCAUCUCCUGCCCUGCAGCUCAGCCCUGGAGGAACUGAGUUGCCUCCAUCUUAUGAGGACAUAAUGAAGGAAAAUAAACUCUAGGCACCACAUGUUGUCUUUCUGCAGCUUGUAGAAUCAUAGAAUAUCCCAAAUGGGAAGAGACCCAUGAGGAUCAUUGUGCCCAACUUCUUGUUCCACUUGGUUCACCAGAGAACUUCCAUCGUGUUACAGCAGUGAGAGCAAAUCAGCCAAGAGCCUAAAAAACAGCACAUAUUUCACGUGAGCCUGAAAGGGGAGACCAAACGCAACACAACAAAUGCCAGAAGCGCGUGUUGAAUCUGUCACGGGGGCUCACACUGACAUUUUGAUAGGGCUCUUGAAUUUUGAGAAGCUCACUGAAAGAUCUGUGCUCAGGGUUUUUGGCUCAGCCCGCAGAUUUCUUUCUCUCGAGCUGGUGCAGCCCCGUGUGUUUUAGGAAUGAGUGUUGAUAAAUGACUCGGUAGUUACUUCUCAAA